Molecule: messenger RNA, 4130 nt
Organism: Phasianus colchicus (ring-necked pheasant)
Lineage: Eukaryota; Metazoa; Chordata; Aves; Galliformes; Phasianidae
Gene: SANBR
Product: SANT and BTB domain regulator of CSR
Source: RefSeq, a predicted model, not a curated record
UCCGCCCGCUCUCCGCCUGCUCGCUCUCCGCCUUUGCGCCCGCUGCCCCGCCGCUUUGCGCUGUCCUGGGAGCCCGCCAGGUGUGAGCAGCAAAAGAUGAGUCGUGGUUUUUCAGAAAACAAUAACUUUCCGUAUGACAACAAUCAAAUGGUUUUGGAUAUGAUCCUGUGUUCCCUAAUUGGUGUUUCUCAGCCUAUCAACUGGGACAGCGUGGCAAGGCUAGUUCCUGGAUAUACAUCCAAAGAGUGUGCAAAAAGGUUUGAUGAACUAAAAAGCACUGGAAGUUCACCUGUUGACAACCACUAUAAUCCCUUGAUGGCUGCUGAUGAGAAUCCUGUGGAAACUUUAGCUGUGUACAUCAAAUCCUCCUUGCUUGACACACGGACAGAAUUUCAGGACCCUGCUAUUGGGCAGGAUUCCAUUACUAUAACUGGAAGGCCCAGCACAACCACAAGGAAUUGUUCUUCAGAAUCUGACAAAGGUCCUGUGCAUAAAGGUGAAGAAAGCACUGCUGAGAGCCAGGGGCCAAAUAUGGUGAUACAUGUGUGUGAUGAAGCAAAAAACCUUAAAGAAGAUUUUGUUUGUCCUCGAGAUCUUUUGAUUUCCGAAAUGAAAUACUUCGCUGAAUAUCUAUCAGUGGAUGCCCAGCGCUGGGAAGAAGUGGACAUUUCGGUGCACUGUGACGUUCACAUCUUUGACUGGUUGAUCAGAUACGUUAAAAGGAACACCAAAGAUGGUGAAGCUUAUGAAAUCCCUGCUUUAGAACCAGCAAAUGUCAUAUCAAUUCUUAUUUCUUCUGAGUUUUUGAAGAUGGAUUCAUUAGUAGAAAAAUGUAUUCAUUAUUGUCACAAAAAUAUGAAUGCUAUUGUAGCCACACCUUGUAACAUGAAUUGUAUCAAUGCUAAUCUUGUUGCACAUAUUGCUGAUCUCUUUACUCACAAUGAACUGGAAGAGCUGAAGGACAAGAGAGACAAAUUUAAAAGUAAACUUUUCUGCAAGAAGAUUGAGAGACUGUUUGAUCCAGAGUACAUCAAUCCAGACUCUCGAGGAAAUGCAGCUACCUUAUACAGAUGUUGUUUAUGUAAAAAGCUGUUAACUAAAGAAACUGAAAGAAGAAUUCCGUGUGUACCAGGAAAAAUCAACAUAGAUCAACAUGGGAAUAUUGUCUAUGUUCAUAUAAGAGAUAAAACCUGGGAAGUCCAUGAAUACUUAAUUGGCCUUCAUGAAGAACUGAAAUCUUGGCAGGAUGUUUAUUGGCGUCUCUGGGGGACUGUCAAUUGGUUGACCUGCUCAAGAUGUAACCAAUCUUUCCUGUGUACUGAAUUCUCCCAUUGCCAGUACCAUCCACAGCCAGUUCUUUAUCCAGGUGUAGCAAGUGCUCUGGGGUCAACUGGGACAGGAGUAUAUGCAUGUUGCAACCAAAAAGUACUUCGAUUUGAUCCUACUACCCUCCCAAAGGGCUGUAAGGUGAGAGAUCACGUGACUUGUUUACCUUCCGGAAAUGAAGAUGGGGAUUCUUUGCCAUCUCAGACCACUAAAAUACUGAAUGAUCUGCUCCAUCACAGAGAUGUUAUUGUUGUUCCUUUUACUAAGGAUGAGAAUAGUGACUCUGGUAUUGGGCUCUGUGAUGAAAAAGGCAUUGAAUGUGAUGUGCUCGUAGAACCAAACACACCGUGGGGCCCCAAAACUGCAGAAAUCAAUGCUUUUCUUUCUCUGAAGAACUGGACUUUACAGCUGAAACAGCAGUCAUUGUUAUCUGAAGAAGAGGAGUAUACCACUGGUUCUGAAGUCACUGAGGAUGAAGUGGGGGAUGAAGAAGAAGUGUGCAGGAAACCAGGGAGAAAGGAGAAACUAAAGAAGUUCUAUAAACACCCAAAGAAAGGGGCUUCUUCACCUAGUAUUCAGAAAAAGGAGAAGCCAUCUGACAAGCCAGGUUCCCGAGAUGCAUCUCCAUUCACUGUAAGCAUGCAGCAGAACAAAUGGGAUGCCUCCAGGUCACUAAGAUUCAACCAAGACGCUCAAAGAGAAGACGACCAGAGGAGAAUGUCUGAGAUUACAGGACACUUGAUAAAAAUCAGACUGGGAGACUUUGGUCGAAUCAAGUCAAGAGACAGCAAAGAAUAUGCAGGAGGUAUUUAUUCGAGACUGGAAGCUCAGAUAAAGGCUUCAGCACAGGUCAAUGCACGACAAAUCAACACUGAGAAGAAUGCCAGGUCAAAAUCCCGUUUUGGUCAAGGUCGUCCAACAUAAAGACUCAUGAAAAAAUUGUAGCCAAGAAUACAUUACUACUUCCUGAAAUUGUACGGCACUCUUGAUAUAUGGAGAAUAUGCAUCUCCAGAAGCCUUGACUUGAUUCUUUAAGCCUUGUAUAUUAUUGUGUAUGAUAAAUGAACGUAAAUCCAAUAAGAUCUGUACUUAUUUUAAUUGUAAAUAUACUAUUUCUUAAAUUUAAAUUUAGUUGCUUUUCAGGCUGUUGUUUUGAAAUGCAUAGAAAAUAUUUUAUAAACCUGCAAAGUUAACUUAUUCAACUAACUUUUUUGUGGGGGAAGACAUAAAUAUGCCUUCCAAUAUGAGAGAAAUACUGGAAAUGAAAAAGCAAGACUACUGACUUCUGAAUACAUUCAGCAAUGUUAACAUAAGUCACGUGGAAUAUAUGUAUAUGUUACGUUGUAUUUGGUAGGACAUUUUAGGUCUUUCCUCUAGGGAUUUGCAUUUGAAGUCAGUGAUAGUGCAAUAUCUGUGAGUUAGACUAGUUAACGCAGAGUUUUACUGCAGUUCUGAGGCUUCCUUUCAUACAUCUACACAACUCUCAUUCAUGUGAAGGUGGCUAACAGAUGGAAACUAGACCUUCAAAGAUUAUUUAAAUGCCUCAUUGAUUCAGAUCUUGCAUGUGAAACACUUGAUUUACUUUUAUGUGAAGUUCACGCUUACUCGCAUACCAUAUCUGUUUCCUCUUGCACAAUACCAUGUUUGGUUCCCUUCUAAUGCCCAGACACAGCUGUUCCAUCUUUCAAUGCUGUACCACUAAAUUGCUCAGAGGAUAUGCUAUUAACUAGGCAUCUUUCAGUUGAAAGGAAUCAUUCUGAAGAGUUGUCCAUAUAGAUGUUUUGGGUCUAAUUUUAUUUUUCUGAAACCUGCCUCAAUAGUACUGUUUAGAAGUCACUUUCAAGUUCUGUAAUUGCAACAAUAGAGUACAAGUUUGUGUGUAUGUAAAAUACAGGGCUACCAAAACGAACUAAUUUGCCUCAAAAAUAGUUCACAUAUUAGCAAAGAGAAUAGCAAUAACAGUGGCUGAAUUUGAGUAAACAUAUUCUGAUCUUUUUGAGACAAGUAGUAAGAGCACUCAGGGAAAGUUUGUUCUGGACCACAGCUGUAAAAUGUGAGUUUGGAGUUAAGUCUGCAAGGUAGUGGGAUGUGGGGGCACGGAGUUCAGGCUGGGACAAGGAGAGGGAGAACGUGAUUGUAAUGCAUUCUUCUCUCCAUUCAGGCUUUUUUGUGUGUUUUGUGGCUUUUCAGUGGGCACUAGAAGACUGGGAUACCAAUGCUUGACAAUACUGCUUACAAGGUGGAAGAUUUUUAUUAAAAAUUAAAAUGAAUAAAUGCUGUUUAUUUCUGUAUUUUGUCCAAUGCAAAUUCAGAGCACAAUAAAACCAACAGGCAAAGCUGUGGAUUUCAAUGGCUUUGAUUUUUGGGCAGGUGUGCUCCAAUUAUAUUAAAUAAAUAAGGCUUUGUUAAUGUGCUGUGUCUGUUUGUAAGUAGUAAAGCUGCUUUAAACACUUACAGUAAACACUGGAAGACUGACUAUUGUUUUCUUACGGAAAAAUCUGCAGAGAAAAAAAAAAAAAGUAAUAGCAUAAGUGUUUUCUACAAUACUGUGACUUCUGAGAAUUGUUCAAAUGGUAAACUUUGCUGUGAAAGUUGCCAGCUUGUGUAUGUGUGUAUGUAUGCUUAUUUUUCUUAGAACAGUUAGCCAAAAAUGGAGGGAAGAUGCUGCUGGUUUUGUUGCAAACUCUGGUUUUAUGUGCCAAUGUUGUUAUAUUUUUUUCAAAAGUAUUUUGAGCAUAUGACAAUAACAUGCAUUGUGUGCAGCCCUUUUUCCCCUCUUGCCAACCACUUUUUUUUUUUAAAUU